Leopardus geoffroyi (Geoffroy's cat) is the source of this 2002-nucleotide messenger RNA. RefSeq names its product NAD(P)H quinone dehydrogenase 1 (gene NQO1). The record is from RefSeq and is a predicted model, not a curated record. Lineage: Eukaryota; Metazoa; Chordata; Mammalia; Carnivora; Felidae. Gene Ontology annotation, cellular component: cytosol. Gene Ontology annotation, molecular function: NAD(P)H dehydrogenase (quinone) activity. Bases 551 to 1312 code for a protein of 253 amino acids. The transcript has 6 exons.
UGCCCACCCCAUUCCGUGCGGAGGCAAUUUCCCAGGACUGGGAGAGGCUCGCGGGGCGCGCUGGGACUCCACCGGAAACUUCCCCCUGCUGUCCCCAGGUGCUUCCUGGACAGGGUCCACAUGGGCCUGCCUCCCACCCGCACCCAGACCCUUUAACUGCACCCUCCCGUCCCAUAUCCCACGCGUACCCAGGGCACCGUACUCCAGUCCUCAGACCCCCCUCCCUUCCCUGAAGAGCAGCCACAGCACGCCCCGCCCUGCGCCCCAGGGGCAAGCAGCCGGCUCCACCCCGGGAGGCCGAGCCCCAAGCGGGCAGGCGCGAGGAGCUAUAAAGUGGCAGGCGCUCUGCAGGCUGCACGCCCAACCUUCCGAGGUGCAGCCCCAGCCGCUGCUUGACUGCUGUCCCCCACCCCCCAAAGCGAGGAUUCGGCGGCGGCCAGGGUCGCCCUGACAACCAGCAGCGCAGCCAAUCAGCACAGCCGGAGCCCUGGCUGCCAGAAGAGCACUGAUCGUACUGGCCCACGCAGAGAGGACGUCCUUCAACCAUGCCAUGAAGGAGGCUGCCGUAGAGGCCUUGAAGAGGAAAGGAUGGGAGGUCACUGUGUCAGACCUGUAUGCCAUGAACUUCAAUCCCGUCAUCUCCAGAAGGGACAUCACAGGUCCACUGAAGGACCCCGAGAACUUUCAGUAUCCUGCCGAGUCUGUUCUAGCUUAUAAAGAAGGCCGCCUGAGCCCCGAUAUUGUGGCAGAACAAAAGAAGCUGGAAGCUGCAGACCUUGUGAUUUUUCAGUUCCCGCUGCAGUGGUUCGGCGUCCCCGCCAUCCUGAAAGGCUGGUUUGAACGAGUGCUCGUAGGGGGGUUCGCGUACACGUAUGCUGCCAUGUAUGACAAUGGACCUUUCCGGAAUAAGAAGACCGUGCUUUCCAUCACCACUGGUGGCAGCGGCUCCAUGUACUCUCUGCAGGGUAUCCACGGAGACAUGAAUAUCAUCCUCUGGCCAAUUCAGAGCGGCACUCUGCAUUUCUGUGGCUUCCAAGUCCUGGAACCUCAGCUGACAUACAGCAUUGGGCGCACUCCUACGGACGCGCGAAUUCAGAUCCUGGACGGAUGGAAGAAACGCCUGGAAAAUAUCUGGGAUGAGAAGCCACUGUAUUUUGCUCCAAGUAGCCUCUUUGACUUAAACUUCCAGGCAGGGUUCUUAAUGAAAAAGGAAGUGCAGGAUGAGCAGCAAAACGAAAAAUUUGGCCUCUCUGUGGGCCAUCAUUUGGGCAAGUCCAUUCCGACUGACAACCAGAUCAAAGCCAGAAAAUGAGACUCACAAGACUAGAUUCCUUUCAGAAAUGUAGCCAAAUCUAGGUUUCUUUUUCAGGCUUGCUUGACUGGCUUCAGUUUUUAAGAUUUUUUGUGUGUUUUUAUUUCUUUCCACAGGGAAUGAAUAGGAGACAGAAUUGACUGUAUUCAUACAUUUUUGGAUAGUUUUAUUCAAUGUAACCGAUUCUUCUGAUUGCUAUCAUGGCCAAACCUGAUUAGUCUCAAGAGGCCACUGAGGAUACAAAGCAGGGAAAGAUGGAGAAAGAUGCGAGGCAAUAUUCUUUAAGGUCCUCUCCACAACUGAAUUCCUCUUUUUAGGGAUCCAUUUUUAGGGCUAAAUCUGGCUGGAGAGUAUCCAACUCCUCCAUGAUACAUUUUUCUUUUAAUUGCCCUCUCUGUGGUUUAUGACAAAAGGGAAUUAAUUGCUCUGAGAAAGAAAUGACUGAAUCUGACACAAGGGACUUGUUUAGUAGUUACUAAUCUGUGCUUGUUUAUGGCACAGGAUGAUACUGGUUUUGAUUACUACGCAGUGACUAAUAUGCCUAAUGUGUGUGUUACUCUUGCUUCGCCUGUUGUUCUUUAUACACAGCACACACUGAUACCUUCCGAUGAAAAGACAGUAAAACUCUUCUUUACCUCAAUCUUUUAAUUUCAUGUCUGCAGGAAAAUAAACCAACAUAUCUAUACGCUA